AUGGCAAGAUCUCACAGCCCCAGCCUCUCUGAAGACUGGGAGGAGAUCUCAGACCGCUUCUCCGUGAUCUCCCUCCCGGACACUCCUCGUUUGUCUCCCAGAAUUGGCCCGGCUAAUAGCAAGAUCGCAGUGCCAGCCGUUGCCAAGCUGAAUGAGAUUGCGGCUCGUCCUGACCGUACCAACGACUACAAUGAGCAAUUCUCUACGUCUGAUAGUCACUCCAAACUUGAUGACGAUCGUACCGCUGGCAGAACGCAAUCUUCCGAUGAAGACCAAGCCAAUCAGAGGAGUCAAGAGGACGAUCCUUCACAGCCUGCCAUCCAAAAACAUGCUUUCUCCUCAACAACAGCCAGACCCAGGCCCAUCCCCAGGCCCAUUCCACGCAUUCCGCCAUCCUCCUAUACAUCACCAUCCCCCACCGUCACAAGCACCAGACCAAUCUCCCGCAGAUUCUCCCCCCUCCGCCAAAUCUCACGACCAACCCCCGCCGAACUUGCCUCUCCGGCCAUGCGAAACACGGUCUCCCCCGUCGUCAACAUUACCACCACCUCCUCCCUCAACUCCACUCCCAACCCCAGCCCCGAUUCCUUUACCUCGCCCUCUCAAACCGCCCGACCUCCCCUCCGCCUGCCCUACAUAACCCCUUCCUCCCUCCGCACCCUGCUCAUCGAAACAGCGAAAGAAUUCGGCGAGACUGCACGGAAAUCUCCCCUCACGGAGCGCACUUCCAGUCUGUGUCAGCAGCUCGAGCUGAUGGUCUACUCAUGGAAGGGGAGAAGCCAGAAUUACAAAUGGUGUGCGGAGAUGUAUGAGUUGGUGAGAGAGUUGAGGGUUAAGACGAGGCAGGCGGUUGAGCGGGAGAGGAGGGGGAAGAAGUGCUUGCCGGAGUGUAGGGAUACUAGGGAGGUGGAUGAGGUUUACGAGAAGGUGAUGGAGUUGUGGAAGGGGAGGGAUGGGACCAGUUGGAGGGGGUCGGGGAUAGGGAGUGGGGGGAGGGUGACAGGGUGGAGGGUGAUUUCGCCGCGCGGAGGGGGGAUGACGAUGACGGGGAGUUUGGAGACACAGACAGGGUUGUUGGAAGGGGAUGGGAAUCGGAGGAUGUCGGAGGAGAGUUGUUAUGGGACAGAGGAUAAUUCGGCUGGGUAUGAUGGGUACUUUGGGGACUUAGAACCGGUUGUGGCGCGCGAGAGAAAAGCUUGUAGGCACCCCUCGCUGGAGUCGGAGCGAGAGAUGAUGGAGAGGCCUCCGCCUUACAAAGAACGGAGCCGACUGGCUGAACCGGCUGGCGGUUACCCAGCACCCGUGAUUCAGAUACCCCCUCCGCCGCCGGUCGGGUGGGCAUUUUAUCCGGAACCAAGGAGUUACCAGGCAGAGGGAAGGUAUUGGGGAAGGGAGCGGUCAACUACUGCUCCUGGUGUUCAGGAGGAGCUCGCUUUCUGGAGGAGGAUGGAUGGGGUGGCUGAGGCGACAGGGAGAAUGAGGGAUAAGGUUAUUAGCGGCGGUCGUGGGGAGACUGGCACAUGUAUGGAGCAUGUUGCGGGAAGGGAUGGUGACGGUUGGGGUGAGGAUGAGGAGAGUUUGCCGAGGGCCCUCUCGAGUCUGGAACCGGAGACACUCAGCGGACAAACCAUUCUUGAGACCGCCGCAGCUGUGGUCAGGAUGGUGGCUGGUAGCCUAGAUGUCUAA
Thermochaetoides thermophila DSM 1495 is the source of this 1686-nucleotide messenger RNA. RefSeq lists its product as uncharacterized. The record is from RefSeq and is a predicted model, not a curated record. The transcript is spliced from 3 exons. NCBI's taxonomy places the organism in Eukaryota, Fungi, Ascomycota, Sordariomycetes, Sordariales, Chaetomiaceae. Bases 1 to 1686 code for a protein of 561 amino acids.